Molecule: messenger RNA, 1707 nt
Organism: Toxotes jaculatrix (banded archerfish)
Lineage: Eukaryota; Metazoa; Chordata; Actinopteri; Toxotidae
Gene: rnf167
Product: ring finger protein 167
Exons: 10
Coding region: 449-1657 (402 amino acids)
Biological process (GO): protein ubiquitination; ubiquitin-dependent protein catabolic process; positive regulation of DNA-templated transcription
Cellular component (GO): nucleoplasm; cytoplasm
Molecular function (GO): ubiquitin protein ligase activity
Source: RefSeq, a predicted model, not a curated record
AGCAGCGAGAAGCAAUAACAAACAAACAUAGCAGUGGCGAGCUUACGCAAGUUGGGGUUUCCAAGCAUACAGGCAAAGUGUCUCCUAUCCGGUGGACAAACAUAUUAUUGUUUUAUAUACCACUAAAUGUGUAUGAGACAAUGUAUGUAGUCUACGAAGCAGACACAGAGUAAUCUGUCACGGAGGCGACUUAUCGUAACUGCUAUCUGUCAUAUGCUAACACUAGCCAAACGUCAGCUAGCUAACGUUAAUCCUCCCGUCUUUGUCGUUUUCUUGUGGAUUUAUAGGAUUGUCGAGAGAAAGUGGGUAGACAAACAGCUUUUUAUCGAUUUUACACGGUGACAUGUGAGAAACCAAAGUGAUACGACUGGAAUAACCUUAGAUUACAACCUUCACGGUGCCGAACUUUUCAGGAUACUAAGCUUAGCGUGACUGUAAGCAAUCAAGAAUGGUGCACCUUGGUGUGUGGCGCAUGGGAGCUCGCUCAAAUGUCCCUGUACUGGUUUUCUGCUGCAUACUGGUGGCCUCACCCACACAUGCCUAUAUCUAUGCUCAUUAUAGCAAUAUGACCUCCAUGUUGUUUGAGGACCUACCUGCCUUGUUUGGAUCUCCACUUCCUAAGGAUGGGCUGAUGGGAGUUUUGGUGGUGUCCCGUCCACUUAAUGGCUGCACAGCAAUAGAUCCUCCUCCUCCGUUGCCACCUUCUUUUGAUGCCAACACCACCAAAUCCAUUGUCCUUAUCAGACGCUAUGACUGCAAUUUUGACAUAAAGGUCUUGCAUGCACAGAGAGCUGGAUAUAGUGCUGCAAUCGUUCACAACAUGUAUUCGGACACUCUGCUCAAUAUGAACUACAGCAAUGACACAAUUGCAGAGGAGAUUGAGAUCCCUUCAGUCUUCACCAGCUACUAUGCCUCGCAAAUUCUCAGGAAUUUCAUAAUUCCAGAACAAGGAGCCUAUGUGAUCCUCAAGCCAGAGUUUGCUUUUCCACUCUCAUACUACCUUAUUCCUUUCACUGGAGUAGUUGGCAUGAUCCUCCUUGUGAUGUGCGUUAUCUUGAUUAUACGAUGUGUGCGGUACAGAAAAAGACUGAGGAAAAAUCGUUUGUCCAAGGAACAGCUGAAGCGGAUUCCAACCCACAAAUUCAGUAAAGGGGACGACUAUGAUCUGUGUGCAAUAUGUUUGGAUGAGUAUGAAGAAGGAGACAAGCUGCGAGUUUUACCUUGUUCUCAUGCCUACCACUGCAAAUGUGUAGACCCGUGGCUCACACAGACCAAGAAGACAUGUCCUGUGUGCAAACAGCGUGUCACUCGAAACAACCCGGAGCACUCCGAGUCUGAGUCUGAGGAGGAAACUGGAGGGCGUGGGGAGGAGGAAGGAACAGAGGGUGAAGCAGACUCGGAGCGCACUCCCCUGCUUCGGCCCUCCAACCCGGGCUCCCCCUUGGGGAGCCCAGGAGUCUAUUCAGCCACCACCACCACCACUACAGCCCAGUGCCUCGCCUCCCCAGCACACUACGACUCUCCCAUCCUGGGUUAUGCAGGCUGUGACUCCCCCCAGGAGGACACAGACUCAGAAAGUGAUGACACAGGAGACGAAAGGCAUCACACUGAUGAUGACACUGCUCAGCUCAUUUGUAAGGAUAGAGUGGAGAUCUAAUGGCCGGAACUUAGUUGCAAUGAGAUUACUUAGUUUUAACUAAAAAAAGA